UCGUAAUAAGUUAAUUUAAAAAAUUGCAAUAAAUUCUGCCGAUCCAAAAGUACGAUUACCGAAAAAGUCAUCAGUUACGUAUUUAAAUUGGUAAUCGCAAGAUCUUCUAAAUCUAGUUUACGAGACGAAUGUGAUUUCAUAGAGAUCUACCUCAAUUUGACUAAAUGUCAAGGUCCCAGCUUUCUAAAGAGAAGAAUCAGCAAACUGUUAUGCAAGAGAUUAAUAAAUAAAAUAACGUAUUAUAAAGAGAACUAGACGCUGUAAUAUAUAUUCGACAGAAGAUUGGCGAAGAUUUAUUUCUUGCGCGAUAAGAUCGGAUUCAUGAUGCUCAAGUUCUGUCAGACGAUCUUGUUUCUGGGGCACGUUGGUGGAAUCUUACCACCGGCUAUUCUGGAAACGGUUCAUCACUUUUUUGCGGGAUUCCCACCGCCCAACGAUCUAGUGCAGGACAAGGACGUGGCGCCCGGGCGACAUUAUCUAUCUUUCGACUUCCUCGUGAUUGGAGCCGGCUCGGCGGGGUCCGUGCUUGCGAAUCGUCUGACCGAGAAUCCUGAUUGGAACGUUCUGCUACUCGAGGCGGGCAGGGAUGAGAUCUUUCUCACAGAUAUUCCCUUCCUGGCACCGACCCUUCAUAUCACAGACUAUGCCCGCGUGUACAAGGGUAAGUUACGACCGCAAGACCCGUACGGUCGCGGUGGGUACUGCCUCUCGAUGGUCGACGGCCGUUGCAAGAUAAUAACUGGUAGAGCGAUUGGUGGCACCUCGGUGGUAAACUUCAUGAUUUACUCAAGGGGUACGCCGGCGGAUUAUGACGGCUGGGAGGCGCUCGGAAAUCCCGGUUGGAGCUACAAGGACGUACUGCCCUAUUUCAUCAAGUCCGAGAGGUGCAGGCUGAUCGAUAGAGACGUAAGGUAUCACGGAUACGAAGGAUAUCUGGAUGUCGUGACUCCUCCUUACGCGACUCUUUUGAAGGAACAUUUCUUAAAGGCCGGUCAAGAGCUCGGUUACGAACUGAUAGAUUACAACAGCGAUAAAUUCAUCGGUUUCUCAACCGUGCAAGCAAAUUUACGAAAUGGUCACAGAGUCAGCGCUAGUAAAGCUUUCCUCAGACCAAUUCGCGACAGGACCAACUUUUAUCUGUCUAAGCUCUCGACAGUAACGAAAAUUGUUAUUAAUCCGCAAACAAAGAAAGCCGAGGGCGUCCAAUUUGUGAAAGACCAUAAAACAUAUUUUGUCUCCGCUACUAAAGAGAUUAUACUUUGCGCAGGUACUUUGGGUUCACCACAGUUACUGAUGCUCUCCGGAAUAGGCCCAAAAGAUCAUUUGAAUUCAUUGGGCAUCGAUGUAAUCGAGGAUCUUCCGGUGGGAUUUAACUUACAAGAUCACGUGAGCAUGUCAGCUUUAACGUUUCUAGUCAAUGAGAGCGUGACUAUUGUCGAGCCACGUUUGGGUUCGAAUCCAGUUAAUUUUAUGAAGUAUCUAACAGAGGGAAAUGGCCCUUUAACUAUACCCGGAGGCGCCGAAGCGUUGGCCUUUGUUAACACCAAAGCUAAUAAUUAUAUGAAAAAAACACAGAAGGAAAAGUCCACAUUUAAAUACAUGCAGCAUGUAAAUACACACAAGUAUGACAAACAAUACACUGUUCCCAACAUAACUUCCAUCACUAUAAGUCGUAAUAAGAUGUAUCCUCAUACUAACGCGAGCAAGAUGUCAGAGGAUGACUUUCCUGACGUCGAGUUGGUGUUAGGCGCAAGCUCGUUAGCCGGAGAUACUUCCGGCAGCUAUCGCAGUAUGUUAGGAUUAACAGAGGAAUUUUAUAAGGAAGUUUACAGCGAUUACAAGGGCUUUGAUAGCUUCAUGAUCGUACCUGUGCUUCUGCAACCUAAGAGUCGCGGUAGACUCACUUUAAGAAGCAGCGAUCCAUGGGACUCGCCGAUUGUGGAUACCAAUUAUUACGAUCACGAUGAUGAUCUGAAUACAAUGGUGCAAGCUAUAAAGAUCGCGAUUGAAGUGGCUUCCACGAAGGCGUUCAAGUGUUUCAACACUACGAUGCUGCCAGUACCGUUUCCAGGAUGCAAGCACGUAGCUUUUAAGAGCGAUGCAUACUGGGCUUGCGUCUCCCGUCACGUGUCGACGACUCUGGGUCACUACGCGGGUACGUGCAAGAUGAGCACUCGGAAAAAUUCGGGAGUGGUGGAUCACAAGCUGCGGGUGCACGGAAUCGAUAGUCUCAGAGUCGUGGACGCCAGCGUGAUGCCGACUAUAAUCGCUGGUCACACGAACGCACCGGUGUACAUGAUCGCCGAGAAGGCCAGCGACAUGAUCAAGGAGAACUGGAAAAGUUCCGCUUCAUGAAAUGUGUGGGAAGCAGGAGGAAGUAGAGAUGCUACGACGCAUGAAACGUGACACGCGCGAUUGCGAAAAGGUAAAGAAUGUGAUGAAGAGAAUUUUCUUUUAGAGAG
This is a messenger RNA of Mycetomoellerius zeteki, 2462 nucleotides long. RefSeq names its product glucose dehydrogenase [FAD, quinone]. Lineage: Eukaryota; Metazoa; Arthropoda; Insecta; Hymenoptera; Formicidae. The coding region runs from base 322 to 2355 and encodes 677 amino acids. The record is from RefSeq and is a predicted model, not a curated record. The transcript has 5 exons. Gene Ontology annotation, molecular function: oxidoreductase activity, acting on CH-OH group of donors; flavin adenine dinucleotide binding.